AUGGCAAGUCCAAGAACCAGGCGAGUCCUAAAAGACCUGAAAUUAAAGGACGGCAAUAACAAUUGUUUUGAAUGUGGGAUGCACAACCCUCAGUGGGUGAGUGUGACCUAUGGCAUCUGGAUCUGCCUGGAGUGCUCAGGAAAACAUCGCAGUCUGGGAGUACAUCUGAGCUUUGUGCGAUCUGUGUCCAUGGACAAGUGGAAGGAUUCCGAGCUGGAGAAGAUGAAAGUUGGUGGCAACAAAAUGUGCCAGGAGUUUUUCCUCUCCCAACCAGACUUUAAAGAAAGCAUGAGCCUGCAAGAAAAGUAUAACACCAAAGCUGCGGCUCUGUUGCGAGACAAAGUAGCAACGCUGGCAGAAGGCAAAUCCUGGAGUAUAGAGAUGUCAUCAGCUCAAACUUAUUCAGCAUUCCAGCCAUCCCGUCUGGCAUCCUCAUCAUCGGCUUCUUGCCUGUCGUCUGGUCAGUCUGCGUCUGGUGACAGUGGGGCAUUUCACAGCAGCAGCAGUCUGGGCAACUUGGGUGGAGCAUACAACCCUGGCUAUCAAGAUUAUGACUCUUUACCAAG
Molecule: messenger RNA, 566 nt
Organism: Candidula unifasciata
Lineage: Eukaryota; Metazoa; Mollusca; Gastropoda; Stylommatophora; Geomitridae
Source: the annotation of a GenBank genome assembly